AUGGACCCUAUUUCGGCCUUUGGGCUUGCCGUCAACAUCCUGACUGUCAUCGAUCUAUCGGUGAAGGUAAUCUCGACUGCCUCUGAAAUCCGAAGCUAUGGAGAGUCAAUCGCAACCAGAAACCAGGCUACAGUGGCCCAACAUCUUAAGUCUCGAUGUGAAGAGCUCAUCAAGUCAUCCAAGACAACGCCCGAACAUUCCGAUGGAUCCAUUCAUGAUGCUAUACCCACUGAAGAUGAUGUGGCAUUACGCCAACUCGCUGAAGAAGCCGAUGCUAUCGCUCAGGAUAUUCAUCGAGGUUUGGUGAGACGGCAGAAAGGCCAGCCACUCAGGAAGACUCUUCGUGACGCCGUUCUGAGUGUUUGGAGGGAGCGGGAGAUGAAAGAAAAGACGGAGCGACUCAAAGACAUGCGCUCUGAGAUUCAGUUUGAGUUGAUGAUGUCCAUCAAGGCUAGUGUCGAUGCCGCCGCUACGGGAAGAGACCAUAGCUUUCCGACGCUCGACGACGCUACGCAACAAAUCAUCGCAAUUCUUUCAUCGGACAAUGAUACCAUCCGGUCUGACAUGGAAAGACGCGUCAGAAAUCUCAAUGAGGGGGUGAUGAGUCACUUUGAGCAGGUCUCGCACUUGGCUAGUCAGCGCCAUGACGAGCUGCUUAAUGCCAUAGCUGGUAGGGGUGGGUUGGGAGCGAGUUGGAUUCCGGAAGAUCCAGCUGUCGUAACCGAUCGCAUACUCAGCAGACUCUGGUUUCCAAGAAUCAACGACAGAUAUGAAGAUAUCCUUCCAGCACAUGAGAAAACCUUUGAGUGGAUAUUCUCAAAAGAUCUCCAGCUGCAGUCUAGCUCUACCUUCCUUGAAUGGAUAGAGAACGGCACGGGAAUGUAUUGGAUGAGCGGAAGAGCUGGUAGCGGCAAAAGCACUCUGAUCAAGUAUAUGGCUGAUGAUCCACGGACCGAGAAGCUGCUUCGAGACUGGGCCCAUGAACAACCUCUGGUGUUAGCAAAAUACUUGUUCUGGGACCAGAGCUCUGAUGUUUUGCAAAAGUCUCUCGAUGGGCUUUACCGGGGUAUUCUGCACGAGAUCAUCAAACGGGAACGUUCUUUUGCCUCACUGCUGUUUCCGGAUCAAUUCAAACAGGAACACGGUUGUUCAGGGCCCUUCCCAACCUCAAACGAGUUAAAAAGAGCGUUCAAACAUCUUGUCUCUCUCGAGACAUCGCCGACUCGAGUAGCUCUCCUGAUAGACGGUCUGGACGAGUAUAGCGCUCCUCAUGAUGAGCAACACGAACUUGCCCAGAAUCUCAAAAAGGCGGCCUGUUCUAAGCACAUGAAGAUCAUUGCAUCAAGUCGGCCAGAAACCGUGUUCGAGAAAGCCUUUGCAGAUUGCGAAAAGCUCUAUUUACACGACAUGACGAAUCGAGAUCGAACACUUUUUGUUACCGAUAAGUUGUACGAGCACCAAAGGACAUCCUAUCUGGUAAACUUUUCCGGGGGCAAAACGACAAUCGAUUACUUGAUAUUGUCUGCUGUUGAGAGAUCAGAGGGCAUCUUCCUGUGGUUGCGACUGGUUGUUAAGGCUCUUGUUAAAGAAUUGGAUGUUUGCGAGUCUAUUGUGGACCUCCAGUCUAUUCUCCUCCAAUUUCCACGGGGCCUGGAAAGACUCUUCCUUCACAUGAUGGGGCGCAUGUCGAAGGAACACGAAAGACGCGGCUUCGAAUGUCUGUGGCUCAUGCAGCGAUCGACAAGCAUGAGGUACAAGCAGUCUCCAUACCGGUUCCGCAAACGAGAUUCGCUGCAGAUGGAUUUCAACUACUCGUUCAGGCUUACAGCCCUCUGCAUGGAUGGUGCGCAAAUGCAACUUGGUACGGUUUUGAACACCAGUAUUGGUCCGCUAAGCUCCAUGGCCUUCGAUGACACCGUUAAGAAAGUCGAGAAUAGACUCCGAACUUGGUGCGCCGGAUUGCUGGAGCUAAAACCCCCGUCUUCCUCGGAAAGCAGUGGCGGAAUUUCUGAAGCUACCAUCAACUUCUUCCGAACUAGAAAGUGA
Colletotrichum gloeosporioides is the source of this 2046-nucleotide messenger RNA. RefSeq lists its product as uncharacterized. The record is from RefSeq and is a predicted model, not a curated record. NCBI's taxonomy places the organism in Eukaryota, Fungi, Ascomycota, Sordariomycetes, Glomerellales, Glomerellaceae. The transcript is spliced from 2 exons. Bases 1 to 2046 code for a protein of 681 amino acids.